AAAACUGACUUUUUUGGGCAAUUUUCCAACUUCAUUUAAAAUCAACAGAUUUUACUAGUGCAGUGUGGCAACACUGUUUGGAUUGUAGUGAAUAUAUUAUAUUGCUUUCAAUGUGUAUUUAACUGUAUUAUUUGUGUUGUUUUUCUAUUGAUAUUCUUAAAAUUCAAAGAGAGCAUUACAUAUUAAAUUAUAUGAAUACAUCGAAUUGAUUUAUAUUUAAAAUGGACUCUGAAGAGGAAACUUAUGAUGAUGUUGACUCUGGAAACGAGUCAAGUGGAGAUGAUGUUGAUUUUGCCAUGGAAGUUGAAGUAACUGGCCAUAGAGAAAUGCAACCAGAUUCAGAAGAUUACCCCUUUGAAGUUCUUAGUACCGAGGAAAUUGUUCAGCACAUGGUAGAUUCAAUUAAAGACGUUAAUUCUGUUGUCGAGAUCCCUGCAACAACAACACGUAUUCUUUUAAAUCACUUUCGAUGGGAUAAAGAAAAGUUAAUGGAAAGGUUCUAUGAUGGUGAUCAAGAUCAGUUGUUUUCUGAAGCUAGAGUUAUUAAUCCUUUUAAGGAAUUGAAUAUUAGCUUUAGAGCAAAGCCACCUAAAAAAUCAAAUAAUGGAACAGAGGAAUGUGAGAUUUGUUUUAUGAUUUUUCCAUCAUCACAUAUGACCGGUCUUGAAUGCGGUCACAGAUUUUGCACCCACUGUUGGUGUGAAUAUUUGACCACUAAAAUAAUGGAAGAAGGUGUAGGACAAACAAUAGCAUGUGCAGCUCAUGGUUGUGAUAUCUUGGUUGAUGAUGCUAGUGUAAUGCGAUUAGUUAGAGACUCUAAAGUAAGACUCAAAUACCAACAUCUUAUCACGAACAGUUUUGUUGAGUGCAAUCGAUUAUUGAGAUGGUGUCCAUCUCCAGACUGUAGCAAUGCAAUAAAGGUUCAGUAUGUGGAGCCCCAUAGGGUAACUUGUAAAUGUAGUCAUACAUUUUGUUUUGCUUGUGGAGAAAAUUGGCAUGAUCCUGUAAAAUGCCAUCUUUUAAAAAAAUGGAUAAAGAAAUGUGACGAUGACUCAGAAACUAGUAACUGGAUAGCGGCUAACACCAAAGAAUGUCCUAGGUGUAAUGUAACAAUAGAAAAGGAUGGAGGUUGUAAUCACAUGGUGUGUAAAAAUCAAAACUGCAAAGCGGAUUUCUGUUGGGUAUGUUUAGGACCUUGGGAGCCCCAUGGGAGUUCCUGGUAUAACUGUAAUAGGUAUGAUGAAGAUGAAGCAAAGGCUGCUAGAGAUGCACAAGAGAAGUCUCGGUCAGCACUUCAGCGUUACCUGUUCUAUUGUAAUAGAUACAUGAAUCAUAUGGCAUCUUUGAAAUUUGAACACAAGUUGUAUGCUUCAGUGAAAGAAAAAAUGGAAGAAAUGCAACAACACAAUAUGAGUUGGAUAGAGGUGCAAUUUUUGAAAAAAGCUGUAGAUAUAUUGUGUCAGUGUAGACAAACGUUAAUGUACACUUACGUAUUUGCUUACUACUUACAAAAGAAUAACCAAUCUGUGAUUUUUGAAGAUAACCAAAAAGACCUCGAGAGUGCCACCGAAACAUUGUCGGAGUAUUUGGAGAGGGAUAUUACGUCUGAAAAUCUUGCUGAUAUUAAACAAAAGGUUCAAGACAAGUACAGGUACUGCGAUAGUCGGCGAAAAGUGUUAUUAGAGCAUGUCCACGAAGGAUAUGAAAAAGAAUGGUGGGAUUACAAUGAAUAAGCGUCUACAAAUACAUCCGUUCAGUAACUAGUAUUGUAGUAUGAUAGAUCUUAAUAUCUAGUUACCUUUAAAAAGGAAGAAACAAAAUACGGAUUUUAUUUACAUUGUGUAAUUAAUUUAUCUACGUGAGUUUUGUAUUUAUUUUUAUAGCCUAAUUUUUGAAUAUUUAUUUAAUAGGAACACAAAAAUAUACCUCAGUAGAUCGGAAAAAUCUGGAAAUCAUAUUUUACGUUUAAGCCGGACUUUUUCGUUAAUACUUCCCAAACAAACGUUCUAUUAUGUUAAUUGAUUCUAAAUAGUGAAAGACAGUUUGUUUCUUUUCGAUUCAGAGGUGGUCCAUCGUCUUCAGUGGAGCUACAUGAACACCACUGAAUCGAAACGAAACCAAACUAUAUAUUUAAGCUGAAUUAUAAAAAUAACAUUAUAAUUCGCUUUUAGGACGCUGUAGCGACAUCUGUUAAAGAAAAGAUGAAAAGUCACAGAUGCAAAGUUCAUUAUUAAAAUAAUAAAUAAUUUAUAUCUGAAAAUUUUCGUGGAAGCCACUUUCUGGUAACAUCCUUAAUAUCUGACUUUUACAAUUUAUAACGCAAGAGACGACGAAUAAAGAAGGCGAAAAGGACUCUACAUGAGACGACGAAUAAAGAAAGCGAAAAGGACUCUACAAUAUGCAGUCACUUUCUGUCUUACUCGUCUAGGAAAUGUUCCAACGAAAGAUAGUUCCAAGUACUCAAAGUACUCAGAUUUUGAGUACUUGGAACCAUCUUUCGUUGGAACUUUCCCUAGACGAAUAAGGCGGAAUGUGACUGCAUAUUGUAGAGUCCUUUUCUCUUUCUUUAUUUUUCGUCUCUUGCCUUAUAAAAUGUAAAAGUGAAAGAUAAAGGAUGUUACCAUAAAGUGGUUUCCACGAAAAGUUUCAGAUUUAAAUUAUAAUUUGUUCUUUUAAUAAUGACUAGAGCUCGGGAAAUAUGCACUUAAAAAACCCUAAAAUAUGCAUGCAAAUAUGCACAAAAAAAAACAGUUGAAAUAUGCACUUAAAAAUGCUUUUAUGCAUUUAAUGCAUAUAAAUAAAAAAACGCAGUAAUCCUUGUUUUGAAGGUAUUUAAUUAUUUAUUUGAUGCCAAUGCACUGUCGAGGUAUUUGCUAAAAAAAUAUUUAUUUUAUGCUGAAGUUAUAAAAAAUAUUAAUUGAAAUUUCUAUUACCUACAUCAUUAUAUUCAUUUUUUAUGCUUUAUAUUUAUCAUUCUUUAUUAUUACAAUUAUUAUUAAAACUAUACAUUGUUAAACGUUUUUUUAAAUUUUCUACAGAAAACAGUCGUAUGUAUUAUCUGAUUGUAAUUGUUUGAGCAUACACGGAAAAACUUCUUUCUACUUCACAUGAAGUUAAAGAAGCAAACUUAAAAUAUUGUUUAAUUAAGGGUUCUACCUAUAAAAUUAAAUUAUCUUCACAUUUCCCCAUCUUAAUAAUAUUUUUUUUUAUUUUUUUUUUGAUAUCCCUCAUUUUUCUUUAACACCGUGCCGAUUUUUGAUACACUGUGUUGGUUUCACCAAGGUGUUUAAUUAUUUCAUUUAAUGAAUUGUUAAUUUCAAUAUUUUGUUCUAAAGAAAUGUUUCGCUUUUCUAAUUUAGUAAUUGGCUAAGCAAUAUUUACAAAAUUGGUUUGAAUAUGUGUCAAAUUACUUUUUAAUAACGGUUUUUUUAAAACAUCCACACAUUUUUCAUAGCACCUGAAUUACGUCUACAUCGAAACUACAAAAUGACGUCUCUAAUUCCCUCAAAAUUAUCGGUUACGAAAUUUACAGAAUUUAACCAUGUUCUCCAUCUAAUCACAAGUUCGAGUGGUAAAAAUACAUUAGGUAAACGAUCUUUAUAAAAUUAUUCUUUAUACACCUAUACUCGCAGAAAGGAUUUUAAAAAUAUGUUUUUAUAUUUGAUACAAGGGUAUUGACCAUUGUAAAUUCCAUCCUUACAGUUUGUAGCAUCCUGCUACUCUGUUUGUAGCAGACGCGUGCUCUAGACAAGUAACAAAUUUGAAAAAAAUAUUUUUAAAUAUUGUCCACCUUUGGUUAUAUGGUGGAGCAUCACUUAACAAUAACAAAAUGUUUUCACUAACAAAAUGUGACUGCAUAUUGUAGAGUCCCCUUCGUCUCCUUUAUUCGUCGCCUUGUAAAUUGUAAAAGGCAGAGAUUAAGGAUAUUACCAGAAAGUGGUUCCACGAGAAUUUUCAGAUUUAUUGUCUAGAUCUGAGACUUCUCAUUUCUCUUUAAAAUACAUCUAUGCAAAAAAGUUUAAAAAUAUGCAAUUUUAAUAAGUGCAUAUGCACUUACAAAAUUUAUCCAAAAUAUGCAAAUAUGCAAUUUACAUAUUUCCCGAGAUCUAAUAAUGACUUUUCAUCUUUUCUGAUUCUAAAUAGUAUAUAAGGUGCCUCGUGGAAAGUAGUCAAGACUACUAAAACAUCGCUAUUCUUUAAUUACAAAAAUGUAUCAAUAUAAUUUGAUAAUGCUAUUUGAAAUCAAUGGAUUUUUAUCGAAAAAUUCGUAGAAAAGAGGCUCCGAUUGAUCUGCUGAUCUCAAGUUGAUCCACAUUUUUACAAUUCAUGCACGAAAUUUGUAAAUUGUAUAACAAAACUCUUAGUAAUAGGUUUGUUCUAGCAAACAGUCAAACUAGUCAAAAACCGUCAGCAAACAGUUGGUCAGUGAGAAAACAUAAUACAGUCACCAGUGCUAUCCCCUCUACUCGCGCUGGUCCACUAUUCGCUGAUGAUUUUAAACCAUAUGAAACUGAUGCUAGAAUAAGCCUAUUGUAAAUUCAGGCCAAGAUAGAAAAAUACACUGAUAUUGUUUUAUAUGCUGGAAAAUUAUCGAAAGUUUUACUCUAAAAAUAUUUUAUGAAAACUGUAUUAAAAAAGUCUCUUUUUAAAUUAACUGUUUUUUAAUAAUCACUUGCAACAAUGUACCAAUUAUAGAUGGCAGCUUCUGAAAUUGGUGAUGUAAAGGAUGCACAUAAUUUGUUAGCUAAAUAUUUUGAUGCGUUAAAGUAGCAUUGUUUAUGAUUAUUAUGCGUCUUUACAUGCUGUUGUCGUUUUCCAACUGCUCUUACAUAUAUCCCCUGCUCUUUUAUGUGUGUUAACCAACAUAAAUUAGGUUUUACUUCUUUCAGGUUUAGUCUUAUUCAGUUUGUUUAUGGGAUUAUUUUGUAUUUUUUAUGAGGAAGCUCUAAACGAGUGCUCUUUGCUUUCGUAUCAUUUGUUAGGUAUAGUUUUACAUUUUUUUUUUCAUUCUUUAUUUAUUUAUUUUUCAAUUUUAAUUCAGUUUGUUGUAUUAUAAUGUUUCCUGAGGUAUAAGUCUGGAAUCAAUUCUCUAUUCUUAUAUUCUAUUAUUAUUAUUAGUCUCCGCAGUCAGUUUACGCAAGACAGUUCUGACUGUUGCCGCAUCGUUUUGAAUAAUGUAUGUCAUGUCAUGAUUUUUUAAUAUGAAUAUGAAUAAUAGAAUAUGGAUUUGGAUCUGAAUAGCAUUUUUAAAAUAGCUACAUGACACGUUGACUACCUACUAACUAGGUUAUGUUAACUCCGACAUGCAGUUUAUAUCAUCCCAAAGUUGUAACACAAAGCAAUUUAGGUUGCCUAACAAUAACACCACUUUAGGCGAGGCAAUGAAGCAAUAAACCUACCAGUUUUUUUUGCACUUAGGAAAUUUUGUGAACUAAAGUAAUUAUGCUGAAAUGAAAAUUACAUUAUUGAACAACUAAAAUGCAUUUUCCAAAGUGCAGUUCGAAGUAAUGAAACAUAAUAAAUUUGUAAUUGGAAAAUAAUUGACGGAAAUGAGUUCAAUAUUACUACUCGGGGGUUUUUGGGGUCGCUGAAUACGAAUUUCAUGGCAGCGAUAGUCUCCGGAGCACCUGGUGCCCAGAAUGGGCCUCAUUUCUGGGGGUUUAUAGAAAUACGAUACAAAAUCAGGGGCCUGAUUCUAAUUAAUUUCGAUGUCGCAAUUUAAUUUCGACUCCGACAUGACAGGUGCCAUUUAUAGCGAUUCUUACUCAUUUCGAUAUUAGUUCCAACUGGGGAUAUUAACGUUAUCAUUUUGACACUGCUCAGAAUUUUGUUUGGUCCUCCUGUUUAUUGGAUUUAUUGGGUAUGCAACCACCGCAACGUUCGUUGAGAGUCUGGGCAAAUUAUCGAAAUAAUGUCAUUUUGGGAGAAGUUAUUUACCAGCUAUUUGAUUGCUAAAAUGGAAUUUUAAGAUUGCAUAUAUCUGUACCAGCUGUGAAUAAGUCGAUAACUCAAAAAUGCAAACUUUUCGGUAUGGCCAUUUUAAACAUUUUAUUAGUUUUGAAGAAUAAAAAAUUUAAGAUUUGACUUAUCCACUUAUUCACGGAUGGUACAGAUAUUAGUAAUAUGGGGUAUGACAAGUCCGCAGAAAGUGUGUUAUUUUAUUUAUAAACAAAUUAGCACUCCCAAAUCUUCUUUUUUUUUUUCAAUUAGUGCUCUGUAACUCUUAAUAUUUUUUCUUUAAACCAAAAACACUCAAAUAAAAAUUUCCCGCAAUUUAGUUCUGCACAGUUAUUUUUUUCCGAUUUCCUUCAACAAAAAUUUUACUCUGAAAAUCCGAGUUUUCCAAAAAAAUCUGCAAUUUUCAAUUAAAAUUUUAGGAAAGUAAUUAUUUAUCAAAAAUUAAAUAAACUGGUGACAUGAAAGAUUUUUUAUACCUAGUAGAUUAUACACUCACCGGCAGAGAAAACGGGCACCCCAAAAAAUGGGUCAUUUUUAAUGUCUUGUAUUUCCUAAACCUGAUGUCCGAUUUAAGUAAUUUUUUUAAUAUAGCCUUAUUCUUUAUCAAUAUCGCUGUAUUAAUAUUGUUGCUAGACAGGUACAUCGUCAUUGUAUACAGGGUGUACGAAUCAAACUGUGUUUUUUUCUCAAACUUUGGAACACCCUGUGGAAUGUUCUAGCUUUUAUAAAAUACUAAAAUUAAAACCCAACUAUAGCCACAGAUUUUCUUAACAUUCUGUUUUUUUAUUAAUUCGCUUAUUUUGGAUAAUAAAAAAGUUAGGCACUUUAACAACUACCCCUGUUUUUCGUUAAUACAGGGUGUUUUUCAAUAAGUACGGCAAGCUUUAAGGGGUAAUUCUGCAUGAUA
This is a messenger RNA of Diabrotica virgifera virgifera (western corn rootworm), 6865 nucleotides long. Its product is annotated as E3 ubiquitin-protein ligase ariadne-1-like. The transcript is spliced from 6 exons. Gene Ontology annotation, molecular function: ubiquitin protein ligase activity; zinc ion binding; ubiquitin conjugating enzyme binding. Gene Ontology annotation, cellular component: cytoplasm; nucleus; ubiquitin ligase complex. The record is from RefSeq and is a predicted model, not a curated record. Bases 222 to 1733 code for a protein of 503 amino acids. NCBI's taxonomy places the organism in Eukaryota, Metazoa, Arthropoda, Insecta, Coleoptera, Chrysomelidae. Gene Ontology annotation, biological process: ubiquitin-dependent protein catabolic process; positive regulation of proteasomal ubiquitin-dependent protein catabolic process; protein polyubiquitination.